AUGACAAAGCAACUGUCUAAAGGAAAACAGCCAGCCGUCAUUGAACCAAGAAGGAAGAUGGACUGGAAGGUUGUAGUAUGUCCAGGAGAUAACAUUCCUCCUAGUGGUCACAAGAUGGAGACGGAUGCUAGGGAGUACUUGGAAGCCAAGAGGGCAGCUGCUCUUCAGCGUUCGGCCUCAGGUCAGAAUCAUGGAGUCCCCCCAUUCCCAAAGGUUAAGCUCCCGACGAUCGAGCCUUUCGAUGGCACUACGGAUCCAGAUGAUCAUUUAUCAGCAUACAAACAUCAAAUGUACUUUCAGGCGGUUGAUGAUGCUACGUGGUGUAAGAACUUUCCAGCCACGUUGAAAGGGGUAGCUCAAAAAUGGUUUAACAAUCUUCCUCCUAACUCGGUGAAUAAUUUCACUGAGCUUAGUAUCUUAUUUAUUACUAGCCAUUUUGUAGCAAAUCGACAGGAGCAGAAGACCAGCAUGCAUUUGGGCAAGGUCAUCCAAGGGCCUAAAGAAGCCCUGAGAAGCUAUGUGAAGAGAUUUAGCCUGGAAGCAUUGCAGAUCCAUCAUCUGAAUGCGGGAGUGGCUUUUGACGCUUUCAUUCGGGGUCUAAGACCAGAAAGUUUUAAGUUCAAUUUGGUAAAGAAGAAGAUAUCCACCCUAACUGAGGCCCUUCAGGAGGUCGAGGCAUUUAUUCAUGCUACGGAAGUUUGUGCGGAAGCAAAACAUCCAGAGAUAAAGAAAAUUGAAGAAACCAUUCAACCAAAAAAGAGCAUCCCCAAGAAAGCUGAAACUUGGGCGGUGACUUCAAUGACAACUUCAUCCAAACGAAGCAAAAGAUCUGAGCCAGAAUCAUCAGUUGAGCCUAUAGAGUUCAGCAAGGAUCAGUACUCCAUUCUCAUGGAGAUCAAAGAUCAAUACGAACUAAAGGCGCCAGUUGAAAUGAAGACGCCCUACAGAAACAGGAUAAUAGCAAGUACUGCCAUUUCCACAAAGAUUGUAGUCACGAGACGAACGGAUAAAAAGGAUAAUCGUCAAGGGAGAAGAAAAGAUGAUGAAAGCACUGAUGAAGAUGUAGUGCUAGUGAUUUCUGGAGGAUUCGCAGCAAGGGGACCUACCAAUCGCGGCCACAAAAACUAUUUACGGGAACUCAGUCAGCUAAUGCUUACCAAUCAGGCAGAAUCUGAUCCUUUCCCUAAAAUUAUGGUUAGCAAGCUGGAUCGCGGGAAGAUAAGAACACCCCGUGACGACCCACUGGUGGUAGAGAUGAAAAUAGCAAAUCUCAGGGUAAGACGGAUCUUGAUUGAUACAGGAAGUUCUACCGAUAUCAUCAGUACGGAUUGUCUGUCAAGAUUGAAGUUUGACGAGAAUAAUCUAGUUUUAGUCAAUCAUCCAUUGGAUUCGGAGGAGGAAUCAUUCAUCCGAUGGGAACUGUCACCUUGCCCGUCAGGGUAG
Messenger RNA from Beta vulgaris subsp. vulgaris (sugar beet), 1443 nucleotides. RefSeq lists its product as uncharacterized. Lineage: Eukaryota; Viridiplantae; Streptophyta; Magnoliopsida; Caryophyllales; Amaranthaceae. The coding region runs from base 1 to 1443 and encodes 480 amino acids. The transcript has 3 exons. The record is from RefSeq and is a predicted model, not a curated record.